This is a messenger RNA of Iphiclides podalirius (scarce swallowtail), 408 nucleotides long. NCBI's taxonomy places the organism in Eukaryota, Metazoa, Arthropoda, Insecta, Lepidoptera, Papilionidae. The record is from the annotation of a GenBank genome assembly.
AUGAACCUUGUCGUAGAAGAGCCCUCGGCUCGGCGGCAACGCACCGGCCGACGACGCAGACAGACAGACGGGCUUUCGCCCGAGUCGGAAUCGAACUGGCGGGGCCCCGAGAUCAGAUCGAGAUUAUCGGAGCGUAAUCGAGGCACGCAGAGGCUAACGCUUCCUCCUACUUCGGGUAAAUCAACACAGUGCGUUGUGGAAGACGAGCGGGCGAUUUCCUCGGCUGUUUGUAAACUGCCCGCCGCCCGACGGAUGCGUGCGGGUUUGGCUGGUCGAACGUCGCGGUGUUGGGCCGUGUUUGCUUUCGCGGGUACCGUCGAGGACUGGGGCGGAACGUCCUACGCGCACGGGGGUCGGAUAAACACUGAACGGUUUGUGCGCGCGUUCCCUGUUCCCGGCGGCCUCGCG